This is a messenger RNA of Odontomachus brunneus, 6307 nucleotides long. RefSeq names its product transcription initiation factor TFIID subunit 1 (gene Taf1). The transcript has 18 exons. Bases 350 to 6100 code for a protein of 1916 amino acids. Gene Ontology annotation, biological process: RNA polymerase II preinitiation complex assembly; DNA-templated transcription initiation; transcription by RNA polymerase II. Gene Ontology annotation, molecular function: DNA binding; RNA polymerase II general transcription initiation factor activity; TBP-class protein binding. Lineage: Eukaryota; Metazoa; Arthropoda; Insecta; Hymenoptera; Formicidae. Gene Ontology annotation, cellular component: transcription factor TFIID complex. The record is from RefSeq and is a predicted model, not a curated record.
UUCUUGAUGCGUGUCUUUUAACGUUUUAUGUUCAGUGCAUCAGUUGUACAUGCGUUCUCGCAGUCAUUGUUAGUUGAUUUCUGUUUGUUUUUCUGAUAGUUUGUCGUUCUAUCCAUUUAUAUAAACGAAAUAUCAAAACCUGUAUCUCUGUGGUAUCAGGAAUAAUUGGUAAGAAUUAAGCUUGAUACCUUUUCUAUAAAUCGUGAUAACGAAUAUGUCCACAUGCGAAAACAGCGCAUUACGUUGAUUUUUAAUUGAAUCACGGAACUACUGUACACUUAAAACAACGUAUCUUAAGCCUACAGCAAAUACGGUGCGUGUUUUGCUGCUAGUUUAGCUAAUAGAAAAAAUGGGAGACUCCGAAGAAGAAAAUGAGAAAGAUUUUGCGUCUGGCCUUAAUAUCACCGGCUUUCUUUUCGGCAACAUCGAUGAUAACGGUCAGCUGGAGAAUGAUAUUCUGGAUCCUGAAGCCAAACAACAAUUGGCUUCACUCAGUCGUUUUGGAUUAAGCUCCUUUAUCAGUGAAAUGAUACAGAAUGAAUCAGCUGCUGAAGAGAAAGAAGAUAACGAAGGAGGAUAUAAAAGCAAAGAUCAAAACAAAAUUGACAACAAUAAGGAUAUGGAUUGUAUUGCAAAGUUACCUACUGCAGAAGAUUUCUCUGAUAUAAAUGAGUUAGCAGAUGAUAUCAGUGAUGAAGCUUCUAAAAACAAUGAUUUUGACAAGAAAGCAGACAAAGAAAAUGCUGAUUAUGAUGCUGAUGAUGAGGAAGUUGUCAGCAAGUCAGAUAAGCAAUUAAUGCCUCCUCCACCUGUACCUGAGGAAAAGGAGAUUUUAACUGAGGAGGAGGCGGAAGCAGUGCGUCAGCGUAAACUAGAGACACCUCUUGCAGCUAUGUUGCCUUCUAAAUAUGUCAAUACCGAUGUCACUGAACUGUUCCCAGAUUUUCGCACGAACAAAGUUCUCAGAUUCUCGAGAUUGUUUGGUCCAGGUAAACCAAGUAGUCUGCCACAGAUUUGGAGAAGUGUGAGAAAGCGACGUAAGAAAAGAAAACAUGAUAUCAGAGACUCCGAUUCUGGCUCUGAUCAAGAGGAUAGGAAAGCUAAAUUUAGAGGCUGGAUUAUGCACUAUGGUCCUGAGCCGAAUACAGACAUGUGCCGUUCAGAUGACGAGACUAAAUUGCUUUUGCCAGUGGAAGAUAAGGAGCAGAAUGGUAAGACAGGCGAGACGGGGGAAAAUGGCGACAUGGGACCUAAAGUAGCUGACUGGAGGUUUGGGCCUGCACAGCUUUGGUAUGACAUGUUGGAAGUUCCAGAGACUGGAGACGGCUUCAACUAUGGUUUUAAAACGUCUGAAAAAGAGCAACUAGAGGAGCAAGAAAACAAGUCUAAGGACAAAUCUAAAGAUGAAGAAAAUAAUAAGGAUGAGGAAUUCGCUGAUGACGCAUUCUUAAUGGUGUCGCAGUUGCACUGGGAAGACGAUGUUGUCUGGAACGGAGACGAUAUAAAGCAUAAGGUAAUGCAGAAGUUGAAUAGCAAAAACAACGCAGCCGGUUGGGUACCCUCGAGCGGCAACAGAACCGCGCAAGCUUUCAGUCAACCAGGAAAAGGUGCUCCCGUCAAUGUAGCACCUAACGUCAGGCUAGCUACUUCACAAAUCACAACGCCGCUCCAUAUGCAGUCGCAAAAGAGCAAAAUGAAUAUGGGCAAAGGUAAUCAACAGCAACAGCGUGACGAGAAUUACGACGACACCUGGUAUUCAAUAUUUCCGGUGGAAAACGAGGAGCUGGUUUACGGUUUGUGGGAGGAGGAAGUGAUCUGGGAUCCAGAAAAUAUGAGAAAAAUCCCCAAACCAAAGAUACUCACUUUGGAUCCGAACGACGAGAACAUUGUAUUGGGCAUACCGGACGAUAUUGACCCGGCUCUCCUCCACAAGGACAACGGACCGCAGCCGAAAGUAAAGAUUCCGCAUCCUCACGUCAAGAAGAGCAAAUUAUUGUUGGGUAAAGCAGGUGUCAUUAACGUUCUAGAGGAAGAUACACCUCCUCCACCACCGAAAUCCCCUGAUAGGGAUCCGUUCAACAUAUCAAACGACACAUACUACAUGCCCAGAUCUUCGGAAACUACGUUACGUCUAAAGGUCGGCGGCGGCAAUUUGAUACAGCAUAGCACUCCGGUGGUAGAGUUGCGUGUUCCUUUCGUGCAAACACAUAUGGGUCCAAUGCGACUGAGGAACUUUCACAGGCCGCCGUUGCGAAGGUUUAGUCAUGGUCCAUUGGCUCAUCCAGGACCGCAUUGCGUUUUGCCUCUGCUAAAACACAUAAAAAAGAAAGCUAAGCAACGGGAACAAGAGAGAAUUUCUUCCGGCGGAGGUGAUGUGUUUUUCAUGAGAACACCUGAAGAUUUAACGGGUCGGGACGGCGAGCUAGUUCUCAUUGAAUUUUCCGAGGAACAUCCUCCGCUCAUGAAUCAAGUCGGUAUGUGUUCAAAAGUGAAAAACUAUUACAAAAGGCGGGCCGGUAAGGAUCAAGGUCCGCAGACGUACAAGUAUGGGGAAACAGCGUAUGCUCAUACUAGUCCGUUCCUCGGCAUCCUCACUCCUGGUCAAAGCAUUCAAGCGGUCGAAAAUAACAUGUACAGAGCACCUAUUUAUGAACACAAGAUCCCUGAUACCGAUUUCUUGGUUAUAAGGACAAGGCAACAAUAUUACAUCAGAGAAGUGGACGCACUAUUUGUUGCCGGACAAGAGUGCCCGUUAUAUGAAGUGCCAGGACCCAACUCGAAGAGAGCAAAUAAUUUUGUGCGCGACUUCUUGCAGGUGUUUAUUUACAGAUUGUUUUGGAAGUCACGCGACAUCCCUCGGCGGAUUAAGAUGGACGACAUAAAGAAAGCCUUUCCGUCCCAUAGCGAGAGCAGCAUUAGAAAAAGAUUAAAGCUAUGUGCGGACUUCAAAAGAACUGGAAUGGACUCCAACUGGUGGGUGAUAAAACCGGACUUUAGGUUACCAACGGAAGAGGAGAUUCGCGCUAUGGUGUCACCGGAGCAGUGUUGCGCUUAUUUCAGCAUGAUUGCAGCAGAACAACGAUUGAAGGACGCUGGAUAUGGUGAGAAGUUCCUCUUCACGCCCCAGGACGACGACGAUGAGGAGAUGCAACUCAAAAUGGAUGACGAAGUAAAAGUAGCACCGUGGAAUACGACGCGUGCGUAUAUUCAGGCCAUGAAAGGAAAGUGCCUACUCCAAUUGGCGGGUCCGGCCGAUCCAACAGGCUGCGGUGAAGGCUUCUCCUACGUUAGGGUGCCGAAUAAGCCUACCAUCAGCAAGGAAGAACAAGAAGCUCAACCGAAGAGAACCGUGACGGGCACAGACGCAGACUUAAGAAGAUUAUCUUUAAACAACGCGAAAGCAUUAUUGCGUAAGUUCGGUGUACCCGAAGACGAAAUAAAGAAGCUGUCACGUUGGGAGGUAAUCGACGUAGUGCGAACUUUGUCGACGGAGAAAGCAAAAGCCGGCGAAGAAGGCAUGACCAAAUUCUCGCGUGGUAACCGUUUCUCUAUUGCCGAACAUCAGGAGCGGUACAAAGAGGAAUGCCAGCGUAUUUUCGACCUACAGAACCGUGUGUUAUCAUCGAACGAAGUCUUGAGUACAGACGAGGGUGAAAGUUCUGAAGAGGAUAGUUCAGACAUCGAAGAGAUGGGUAAAAAUAUCGAGAAUAUGUUAUCGAACAAGAAGACCAGCACGCAGCUGUCAUUGGAGAGAGAGGAGCAACAACGACACGAACUACGUAAGAUGCUGAUGGGCGAGGCACAAGAGCAAGAGAAGAAAGGCAAGGAGAGCAAAAAGAAGGACGACGAGGAGGAUAGUCCGAUUAAUAACUUCAAUGCGCAACAAGGUCGUGUAUUAAAAAUCUACCGUACUUUCCGCAACCCGGAGGGCAAGGAGUUCACUCGGGUCGAGCUAGUGAGAAAGCCCGCUGUGAUCGACACGUAUAUUAAGAUUCGUAACUCGAAGGACGAAACGUUUAUCAAGCAAUUCGCCACAUUGGACGACGCUCAAAAAGAGGAAAUGAAGCGAGAAAAACGUAGAAUACAGGAGCAAUUGCGUCGGAUCAAGCGAAAUCAAGAGAGAGAGCGUAUGUUGGGCGGCCCAAUUAUGAGCAGCGGCAGCGGUGGCGUCGGCGGCAUCGGCGGUGCCAGCGGUAGCAGCUCGAGCAGCGUCUUCGAUCGUAAUAGUUCCAAUAUUCCAUCUAUCCCCACUUCAUCGACCAGUAUCCUUCCAUUCUGUAACUUCCAGUCCUCCAACUCUACAUCUUCCAAACAUCCCAAACCGGAGGCGUCUCCUCCCAAACGUAAGAAACCUAAACUCAAACCAGAUCUCAAACUUAAGUGUGGUGCCUGUGGCAACGUCGGCCACAUGCGCACCAACAAGGCUUGUCCUCUUUAUCAGAAUAGCAUCACCAACACUGCACCGGUGAAUGUCGCCAUGACUGAGGAACAGGAGGAGGAAAUCGAGAAGCAGUUGAACACCGAUGAUCAGGAUUUGGUUAACGUCGAUGGUACCAAGGUGAAAUUAUCAUCGAAACUGAUUAAGCACGCUGAGGAGAUGAAGAGACGCACCUUGCUGCUCAAAGUGCCUAAAGAUGCAGUGAACUCGAAGAAACGUAGGAAACCUCCCACCGAUGAUCAUUGUGAUUAUUUAAAACGCCAUCAGAGGCCAGCUAAUAGACGCAGAACGGAUCCUGUUGUAGUGAUGUCAACAAUAUUGGAGAGUAUCUUAAACGAAAUGAGAGAUUUGCCGGACGUGCAGCCAUUUUUGUUCCCGGUGAACGCUAAGGCUGUUCCUGAUUACUACAAGAUUAUACAACGACCUAUGGAUCUACAGACCAUACGAGAGAAUUUGCGAUUGAAGAAAUAUCAGAGUAGAGAGGAGUUCCUAGCGGAUGUUAAUCAGAUUGUUGAAAAUUCUAAGCUUUAUAAUGGAACAAAGAGUUCGUUUACUGUAGCUGCUACAAGGAUGCUGGACAUGUGUGGUGCAAGGCUCUUUGAGAAAGAUGAACGUUUAAUGAGGUUGGAGAAGGCCAUCAAUCCUCUUUUGGAUGACGACGAUCAGGUUGCCCUCACGUACAUUUUGGAUACUAUAGUCAACGGCAAACUAAAAUCCAUGACGGAAGUGUGGCCGUUCAUGAAACCCGUCAACAAAAAGAUGGUGAAGGAUUAUUACAAUAUUGUCAAGAGACCGAUGGAUUUAGAAACGAUAUCUAAAAAAGUCUCUGCACACAAAUAUCACAGUCGCCACGAAUUCCUCAGAGAUAUCGAGCAGAUUUUGGAGAAUUGCACGCUUUACAAUGGGAAGGAUUCUCCGUUCACGCAUAAAGCGGAAUUGCUGGUCAAAGUGUGUAAAGAGACGCUAGAAGAGUACCAUGAACAUUUAUUGCAAUUGGAAAACAAUAUAUUACUUGUGCAAAAGCGAGCGAUGGAGCAAGCGGAUAUAGAUCCCUCAUGGCUUGGUCCGGACGACAUAGGAGAAUCCAGAGACAGUCUGACCAAUUCAAAUCCAUUCGACAAAUCACAUAUGGAUGAAUUCGAUUUUGUAGACGUGGAUGGCGAUAUAGAAGCGGAUGUUGACAGAGUAUCGAAGAAAAAAGAUAUGCUUGAAGAAGAUCUGCAAUUCUCCAGUGAAGACGAAUUCGAUGAAGUACCGUUCGGCGCAGAUGAACAUUCCGAGCACAACGAAAUGGAGACGCUGGAGUUAAGCGAGGUCAGGGAAGGAGUUGUACUGGCGGAUGACGAUAGUCAACAAGCUGCCGAAGCGAUGGUUCAGUUAGGUAAUGUCGGCUUUUACAUGGGCGAACAGCAAUUGCUCCAACAAGACGAGAGCAUGGACGUCGAUCCCAAUUACGACCCGUCAGACUUUCUGUUGGCUGGUUUGCCAGCCAGAGAGGAUAAGAGCGAAAAUAAGAUUCAGGACGAUCUGGCUGUUUCUGAGAGCGACGAUGACGCCGAAAGUAGUAACAAUUUGCAGUCCAAGCAAGAAGCUCAGCAGAAUCAACAACAGCAACAAAUGUCGCAACCGGACGAGGAUGUCGCUGGCGAUUUGUGGUUUUAAAAGCACAUUUGAUUAUUUUAUUAAAGUUAUAUAAGAACAUCCGUUUUUCUUUUGACAUCGAGUAUGCUUUUAAAGGAAUUAUGAGUAGAUAAACUUGUUUACAAGUUGACGAGGAGUUAUAAGGUUAAUUCUUUGUAUAUUAUGUACAUACUACAUACGCAUAUAGUGAUAUGUAAAUAUAGAAUAAAAUAUAUAGUAUCUUUUCUA